Molecule: messenger RNA, 1512 nt
Organism: Pygocentrus nattereri (red-bellied piranha)
Lineage: Eukaryota; Metazoa; Chordata; Actinopteri; Characiformes; Serrasalmidae
Gene: emb
Product: embigin
Exons: 8
Coding region: 1-1065 (354 amino acids)
Source: RefSeq, a predicted model, not a curated record
AUGGUUGCGGAAAGAGCAGAGGGGAGGGGCGAGAGAAAGGAGGAGGGGAGGAAAGUAAACGAGAUGAAGGGGAGGGGGCCUGCAUCUGAAGAGGAAGCACUGAAAGAGAUGCCUUAUUCCGGACUAACGCAGAGGAGCAACAGAGGAACGUUUCUGAGUUCUACUGCAAACACUAUGCAUUUCCUCUUUAUUUUAUUCUUCUGCCUAGGGGUGAACACAGAGUCCACCCACACCACGUUGACGGAGGAUGCUGUUACUGUUCAAAUACACAAAGGUGGCGUUGUUAAAGAGCUAGAAAUCCUGACUCGCCAGACAAAGGAGCUUUCAUGCACAAUGGAUGCCAUACCAAGUCAACCCCAUGAUGUAACUGGCUACUGGAAAAUAAAUGGUGCUAAAAUUGACAACACCAGUCAUACUGUAUACAGAAACAAGGACCACUAUAUCCUUAACGGAACCUUCAACAUUGGAGAGUUAGGAAAUUACUCGUGCAUCUUCAGUCUUUCAGGAAAUGAAGAGCAGGCUACUUUUGUUUUUAAAGUCCCUGCAAUUAAACAACGAGAUAAGCCCAUUGUGAGCUAUAUUGGGGAUUCAGUCAUACUGGACUGCCAAAUGGAACACAGCAAGGAUCACGGACCAGACACCUGGAAUUGGUACAAAGUCAAUGGCACUGAAAAGGAAUUCCUAAACGUUACCGCUGAGUCCACAAAGUACCAACUUGACUCGAAGAAAAACAAGACCAAGCUGACUGUGCUGAACCUGACUAAGGAAGACUCCGGAAAAUACGUCUGCAGUGCGGUGUUCAAGAUCGGUCAGGCAGACUCCCGCGUGGAGCUGAAGGUUUUGUCCUUCACUGAGCCUCUUAAGCCUUUCCUCGCCAUCGCGGCUGAAGUCCUUGUCCUCAUCACACUCAUUCUUCUGUAUGAGAAGAAGAGCCACAGUGGGAAGGGCGACUCAGAAACCACAGAUAAUGGACCGCAGCAGGAACAGAUGAAUAAACUAACGCAAGACGAGACAAAUGGAAUGGAUGGAGGAAGCACCACAAGACAGAGAAAGGUUGAUCAGUGAGAUAGCAAUGAUUCCCUCAGUAAACCUGCUGUGUAUCAUUUAAAUUAACCAUAUACUAACAGUUGAGGGAAAAAAUCCUCUUAGGUGCUGAAGUUAGUAGAGUGUUUUCGGAAUGUGUUCCAUCAAGCACCGCAUGUUUGCUCAAAUCAAGUAUAUCGGGCAAUAUUAUAUACUAAUAAUAACACAAACUAGAUAUUAUGUAAAAUGUUUCCAACAACAUAACAUCUAUAAAUGUGCUCUUUUUUUAAAUGUUUGGAUAAAUAGUGGUCCGCUGGGUUCCUACACUUUUUCACCUCCAAGUACUUUCCAAUAUCUGGUAAAUAUAAUAUAUACAGUAGUGUGCAAAGUUCUCAUUUAAAAUCUUAAGCAAUAAGUGUGUUUUUGUUUGUAAAAUCACCUUGCAUCAUUUAAAUAUAUGCAAUUAAACAUGAAUACAGUAAAAUGUAA